AUGGGGAAGCCGGCGUUGUUACUCAUUGGGGAUCUCGCGCACGCGCAGAAGGAAUGGUCCGAGUUUGCAAGCUUUGGAGAGCUGAAGGAAUUUUCUGGAUCAAAAACCCGAGCAGAUUUCGUCAAGGAAUUAGAGAGCGGGCGUUUUAACGAUGUUGUCGCGUUGUACAGAAGCAACGAUUCCACGAAGAUCACAGGAGAAUUCGACCAAGAGCUCGUCUCCAAACUCCCGCCAUCUCUGAAAUACAUCUGUCACAACGGAGCAGGGUACGAUAAUAUUGACAUCGAUGCAUGCACCGCCAAAGGCAUCCAAGUAUCAUCCACCCCCGUCGCCGUCAACUCGGCCACAGCUGACAUCGCCAUCUUCCUGAUGCUCGGUGCCCUCCGCCGGAUCCACUUGCCCUACAGCGCCGUCCGCUCCUCCAACUGGCGCGGGUCCGCCUUCCAACUCGGCCACGACCCCGAGAAGAAAGUCCUCGGUAUCCUCGGCAUGGGUGGAAUCGGCCGCGAGGUUGCGGCUCGUGGCCGCGCCUUCGGCAUGACGAUCCACUACCACAACCGUACCCAGCUCUCUCCCGAAUUGGAGCAAGGUGCUAAAUACGUGAGUUUCGAGGAGCUGCUCAGGACGAGCGAUGUGCUCAGCCUGAACUGCAGUCUGAGAAAGGAGACGGUGAGGAUCAUUGGGAAGAAGGAGUUUGCGUUGAUGAAGAAGGGUGUCGUGCUUGUGAACACGGCGAGGGGGAAGCUGAUUGACGAGAAUGCGCUGGUUGAGGCGCUUGCGGAGGGGAAGGUGUUCAGUGCGGGCUUGGACGUCUACGAGGAGGAGCCGAGGAUCCAUGAAGGGCUCCUGAACAACCCGAAUGUCGUUUUGCUGCCGCAUAUCGGGACUGCGACGAUGGAGACGCAGAGAGACAUGGAACUUUUGGUCCUGGAGAACAUCGAGACGGCCGUCAAGAAGGGAAAGCUCGUUACCCAAGUAUCGGAGCAAGUGCAAGCGAAUAAGUCGAGGAUGUAG
Molecule: messenger RNA, 1014 nt
Organism: Drepanopeziza brunnea f. sp. 'multigermtubi' MB_m1
Lineage: Eukaryota; Fungi; Ascomycota; Leotiomycetes; Helotiales; Drepanopezizaceae
Molecular function (GO): oxidoreductase activity, acting on the CH-OH group of donors, NAD or NADP as acceptor; NAD binding
Source: RefSeq, a predicted model, not a curated record